This is a messenger RNA of Trichobilharzia szidati, 1763 nucleotides long. The record is from the annotation of a GenBank genome assembly. Lineage: Eukaryota; Metazoa; Platyhelminthes; Trematoda; Strigeidida; Schistosomatidae.
CCACAACAAUACACUGAACUCUUAUUUGCAUUGCAGAUAUUCAUUAUUUCGAUUAGUUUUUUUUUCUUGUGCUUUUCAUUAUAAUCCAAUCAUAAUGACUUAUUACAAACAUUUUAUCGACAUCUUUUAGUUUAUGUUAACUAAUCAUUAAUAAUUAGGUGUUAUAUCACAUCACCAUGGUGUCCCUGAGUUACUAGGAUACAUGCGAUUAAAAACAGGGAUAAGAUUAUAAUAAAUACCAUUUUAUACAUUGUUUCGAAUCAGUGCAAUCCUCCUACGAAUAAAUACAUCAAUAAUUCAUAUUUCAAUGAGAAUCAUGUACUACUUACAUUCACUUCUGCUUGUGAUCGUAUCACUGAUCAAUACUAAAAGUAAUUUUGUACUUCGUCCUACAAAUCAGAUUACACGUAUUGGGGCUACAAUACACCAUUCAUGCAGUGUUAUCAAUACACCUGUUUUCAUUGAGUGGUAUUUGAAUACUAAUAAAAUUGGGAGCUGUCUGUUUCAAACCAACACAACUACCAGAAAUUUUAAUGAUCCAAAAUUUAAAGUUAUUAUUGGACGAUACUCUGAAAAAAUGAUGGCUAUGUGUGAACUUAUUGUUUCCAAUAUAGACUUUGCUGAUACUGGUGAAUACAAGUGUAAAACUAUUCAUCCGGAUUCUGAAAGUGAAUCAGCUUCUGCUUAUGUUCUUGUCGCAAAUCCUAUUCGGGAACUUCAAUUAUAUGUAGAUAAUGAAACUUCUCUGUCGGUUGGUCAACGUACUUAUGUUGAAUGUAAAGCACGUGCAGGAAAACCAACACCUCAGAUUCGUUUGAAUUUAGGUGGAAUUCCUAUUUCUGAAGCUCGUGUUGUACAAAAAGUUGAUGUUGAAGGUUUAAUUACUUCAACCGCUACAGCAAACAUAAAGCUGACCAAUACAAAUCACUGGCAACUACUGACGUGCCAUGUCGAUAUGCAAUCAUAUCGAAAUGUUAAUCAAACUUUCAAAGUUAUCCACCUUAUUGAUUAUGAUCCUCUACGUGUAUGUGAGCUGAAUUAAAUGUCACUUCUUUCUGGUAGAUGCAGAUCAAAACAUUUAAAUUGGUCAUUACGACCCUAAGACUUUUCACAUAGAUGUAGUGAGUAAUUCACAAUGUUUUCAAAUGAAGAUCUAUCGUAUUACAUAUCUAGAGUAGGUGUUCUUUUUCAAUUACGAUAUUAGCUAAAUUUGUGCAACUGAAGAAAGGACAGAUUACGUAUCAGAUGGCAAUAGACUAUUGUAUUCCACAGAUUUUCUUGAUAACAGACUCAAUACGAAGUGAAAUUCACUUUUUUCAUCUGCUGUAAGCUGUUGGAAGCAGAUAACACACACUACAAAGAUUCAGACUUUAUCUGCUAUGCUCACGUCAUCCAGUUUCUGACAACUUUUCAGUAUAUGCAUGUCUACUUCUUACUGGCGAAUAUUUUAUCGGUACGGUUUUCUCCACACAUCUGGAUUUUCUACCAUAUCUAGCAGUUUUAUAACCCUGUUUCUUCAGUAUUUACUUAUAUUUUCCAACUCAGUAAUAUGCUUCAAAUUGUAACCACUUCUUUUCUCUAUAUGAUCACUAAAGACUUCACAAUCAUAUAUAGUGUUCAGCUCCUCCACACAGUUCUCGGGUGCAACUCAUGUAAUGGAUUUCUUCAAUCUGUCACGGCAAAGCUGUAGGUCAUUCGUUGAAGUGGACUUCCAUUAACUAGACCAUGGGGUUUUAGACCCCCCUGGACCUAUUAGGCUUUGG